CUUUAGUUGCAUGCUCAAGUCCCGUUCUCUGGUCAAGUUCAGUGCGUUGUUCUCCGGACCGGACGGACGCUUCUUAUUGGUAGGCAGCGACAGUUACAUCACGCCGCUCAUGACGCGCACGUCUUCCUGUUUCCUUCAGCCGCGUCUUAAAGUGAAUCUUAGUGGCGGAGGAGCGCUCCAGCAUCCAGUCCUCUGUAUCCAGUGCGCCUCGGAGACCCACACACACACGCAGUCUCUCUCUCUCUCUCUCUCCCUCUCUCUCUCGUAUUCUCUCUAUGUCUCUCACUCUUUUAGUCACAGCAGAGGAUAGAGGGAGAGACCGCCGCGCAAGAGCUCUUUUCAUCUUCUAUAUUUUUCCUGUUUCGGUCCUUUCGCUCGUGCCGCUGACUUUAUUCCAGCUCUUCCUUCUUUGAGAAAUUGUUAUCUCCCAGUAUCCAACAAUCCGCGGUGCUUCUGCGUAUAUUCUCCUUUUUUUUUUUUUGGCCGUCGGAGUUCAGGUUGUCCCCUCUUCAUCUAAAGGGUACUUGAUCCCAGAGGUUUUCGGGAUAUGGCCCAAUAGCAGCAGCCCGUGAUGCCGGACCAUGACAGCGACUCCCUCCUGAACAGACAGACCAAGCGAAGACGUGUGGACAUUGGUGUUAAGAGGACCGUAGGCAGCACAGCUUCCUCCGCAGCAGCAGUCACAACAACAACCACUGAUAGCAUUGCCCGCGCCAAAGCAGCCAUUUUCAGUGCCAUGAACUCUCUGAGCUCCCACUCUCACCACGGAUCAGACACCGACUCCAUGGAGUGCUCUGUAGUGCAGCCACAUGGUGGACCUGGCAUUGUGUCAGCCAGCGACACUGAAUCCAAGUCCAAUGUACUCCGAAAGCUACUGAAGAGGGCCAACUCGUACGAGGACACCAUGAUGCCCUUCCCUGGCACCACCAUUAUCUCCCAGCUUCUCAAGAAUAACAUGGCUAAAAAUGGAGGAGGACUUGAGAGGGGAGAAAGAGGGGACAGGGGUGAUAGAGGGGAUGUCGGCUUCCCCGGUUCAGGGCUCUCCAAUGCAAGUUCAGAUGCUCCCCAGGAGGAUGCCUGCAGUAACUCCUCCCAUGAUAGCACCCCUCAAGAGUGCUUGUCCCCCUUCGGUCGUCCUGGCCUGGCCACCUUUGACAUUGAACGUCUAAAUGAUGAACAUCUGCGUGCCAAGCGAGCCCGUGUAGAGAACAUUAUACGUGGUAUGAGCCACUCACCCAGUGUGGUGGUACCUGCUGCUUCCCGUCAUGAGCGUGACCAUGAGAUGGAUGGAGAUCACGAGAUCGAUCUAGACUGCCCACCCCCUCAGUCUCAGCAGCAGGCCCCCAGCAGCCCACGGGGAGGCGAGGUUUGCAGCAGCAACAGCCGAGAGAACAAGCGUAAGCAGCGUCUGCCUCAGCAGCAACAGCAGAGCUUCACCCAGCUGGUGUGCCAGAGAAAGGAGCAGAAGCAGGAGGAGCGACGGCAACUGAAGCUGCAGCUGGAGGACAUGCAGAAACAGCUACGUCAGCUGCAGGAGAAGUUCUUUCAGAUCUAUGACUCAACCGACGACUCGGAACACAACGACCUCCACAAUGAGCUCAACAAUGACAUAGGAAACAUGUCUGAAGACAGCCCAGCCAGGUCUGACACCGGCGGCGAUGACCGGGGUGGAGAUGACUUGCGCUCUGACAAUGAGAUGUCCGACCUGGACCCAGGCCAUUUCCUGGACAGGGCGCGGGCCUUGCUUCAGCAGCAGGCCUUGCUCGCAGCCAGAGACAAGCCAAGAAGAGAGGGGCUCAGCCGGAGCAAAGGACAGGGAGGUCCAGGCUCCUCCAUGCACGCUGAAGGUAAACAGUUGGCAGAAACACUGAAGCAGGAACUCAAUUCAGCCAUGACCCAGGUAGUGGACACAGUGGUUAAGGUGUUUGCCAAGCCUCCACGCCCCACACCCCAGCAAGCCUUCCCCUCACUUUCCAUUCCUCCUGAAAGAUUUCCCACCACUGUCAAUGGAGACAACCCCAACUUCCACACCGCCAACCAGAGGCUGCAGUGCUUCGGAGAUGUCAUCAUUCCCAAUCCACUAGACUCCUUCGCCAGCAUGCCCGGGAUGCCAGGUCCCACCAAUGACCAAACUGAGGCAAUACCCUUAGUCGUGAGGAAGACAGCCAGUGAGCACCACCACAAUCACCACCACCACCACCAGUCCUCAGCUGUGGGUGCCCAUGGCGGGCACCACCACCCCGUCCUUCACCCCUCCUCACUCUCUGCCUCCAUGGGCUUCAGCCCCCCAUCUUUUAGACACCCUUUUCCCCUGCCUCUCAUGGGCUACCCUUUCCAGAGUCCCCUUGGUGGGCCCACGGGUGGCUACCCAGGCAAGGACCGUUCCUCUCCAGACUCCAUGGACCUGUCCCGGGAGACCACCAGCCUGAGGACCAAGAUGGCAUCAGCUCACCAUCUGGGCCACCACCACCACCACCAUCGCUCUUGUUCACCAGUGCACCCUGGCAGCACAGCCGAGCUUUCCCUGUCCCUCAUCAAGUCUGAGUGCAGUGACCUCCAGGACAUGGCUGACAUCUCCCCCUACUCAGGCAGCAAUAUUCAAGAGGGCCUCUCCCCCAAUCAUCUGAAGAAGGCCAAGCUCAUGUUUUUCUACAGCCGCUACCCAAGCUCUAAUAUGCUCAAGAUGUUCUUCUCUGAUGUCAAGGGACAAGCUUCAGUAUUUGGGCCAGUCAUGUGCUGUGGAGUAGCGGAGUUUAAUCGCUGCAUCACCUCCCAGCUGAUCAAGUGGUUCAGCAACUUCAGGGAGUUCUACUACAUCCAGAUGGAGAAGUUCGCCCGCCAGUCCAUCAACGACGGAGUCACUGGAGUCGAGGAUCUGGGCGUCGCCCGCGACAGCGAGCUCUUCCGAGCCCUCAACAUGCACUACAACAAGGCCAAUGACUUUGAGGUCCCUGAACGCUUCCUGGAGGUGGCAGAGAUCACACUGAGGGAGUUCUUCAACGCCAUCGUGGCCGGCAAAGACGUGGACCCGUCCUGGAAGAAGGCCAUCUACAAGGUCAUCUGCAAACUGGACAGCGAGGUCCCCGAGGUCUUCAAGUCCCCCAAUUGUCUCCAAGAGCUUCUACAUGAGUAAAUUUCCCCUCCUCCUCCUCCUCCUACUCGCACGAUGCUUUGGCUUCAUUUCUCUCUGAUUUCAUAGAUUUUCAAAAUAUUCUCUUUUGUUAUUUUCCUUUUCCUCAACUUUUCCGUUGAUUUCCUGUUUUUAAAAAAAAAAAAAAAUUAUUUUUGAAUGUAUGAAAGUUAUGAAGUAGCAUUCCCAAUCUGCAGCCUCCGUGGCAGUUCCUAAACGACCUAGCUAUUGUCUUGCUGUUCUUAUAUGAUAAUUCUCAUGAUGGUUAUUAUUUGUUUUGUUUUGUAUGAUUCUGAACUGAAGAGACUCUGAUCUUAUUGGGUGCUUUUUUUGGCCGGUGUGAAAUCAUCCGUUUGGCUUGUUUUAUGAUCGACACUAACAAAGUCCUCAGUGUGUGGAAGGAGUUCCUAAGUUCCCAUUUACACUACUAAGAACACUGCUGGGUUCCCUAAAGACUUUCGAUUGGCACCCAGGGGUGUCCCUCCAAUCCAGUGGGUGUCCAAAUGAACUGUCCUCGCAAAGCGGGUGCCCAAUAGACUGUGCUACUGAUGAUGUCCCCAACAGGACAGUCACACGCACACACAUGCACACGAAAACAAGGCCUAGUGAGGUUAUUGACUGGACUAAGACUGGACUCGGUCUGCACUAGUCUGUGGGACUUGGACUGGUUUCAAAUAGCUACUGAGCUCUACCAUGUUUUGAAGUGUGUUUUCCCUGCAGAUAGGGCAUUGUGUUUAUUGGGUGUACAUUAUUAUUUAGAUUAUUAUUAUUGUUGUUGUUUAUGAUUAUUAUUAUUUGUCAUCACUGCUUGCUGAAGAUUGGCACUUCGAGAUGUGUUUGUCCCUUGAUGCUGUUGCAGAAAAAAAUAAAUUAUUGCUAUUAAUAUUAUUACAAGAGUUUAGAUUCUGAAAUAUUUUGCCCACCCCCCCCUUUCCCAUCCCUCUCCUUACUUAUGUUUUUGUUUGUCCAUCUCUGAAGUGGACUUUGGUUUGUUUAUUUUGUUUUUUUUUUGGUGGUCUGGGGUAACUUGCCUGGAAAGUGUUUCUAUUUGGGAUUUUAAUGGAGGGCCAUCAGUGGGCUUCUCUAUACGCCUGUAGUCACUAGCCUUUCCUGCACAGGACCAGUCUGGCAGUGGUGUUGGAAAAGAAGUAAGGCGGCAGACACCCAUAAUUAAACGUGCAGAAGUAUAGAAAUAUGCAUAAGAUGUGAGGCCUUUUGGUGCGUGACCUGCUGUUUUUGUAUGGCUAAAUUUCCAUAGCCACUCCCGCUUUGAUAACUAAACUGCUCCCACUAAAUGAGCCAUUUGUCCAGCUAUCAAAUAAAUCGUAUUUGUCGAAUCAUCUGUUCCAGAUUGCUGAACAUACACAAUAUUAAUAACUGCAUAGUUUUUUGUCUUUUUACAGCAUUGUUCACUAAAUAGCUUGUGUAUGAAAUUAAGUCAGCCUGUUUAUAUGGCAGGCCUUUAUUGUGAUUAGCCUUUACGAGGUGUAAAUGGCAUUAUGAAGUUAUUUCAACAGCAGUUGAUACUUGAAUAUAUCAGAAUACUGUGGCAGUCUAAAGUACAGUGCUGCUGAAACAGUAGAUAAUUGAAAACAAAACAAAUAGAAGCAUCACAGAGAGGAAGAUUAUUAAAGAAGGGCAGAGAGAGAGGUGAAUAUAAGCUGAAACACAGUUCUUUAAUUCGGCUUCAAGUGGAACUUCCCCCACAAACAACACACACACACACACACACACUGCUGCUUCCCUCGAUGUUCACCUGCCUUUGAGUGAUCUAGCUCCUCUCUCAAUGCAACAAUACAAGGUCGGAGGUGAGCACUCACCCCAGGGGUAGAUGGAGAAGCUCUCAGCACCACAAAGAGCGGGGACAAAGGCACAGAGUGAGGAGCAACACGCACCUGAGACCCUCUGCUCUGGCCCUCCGUCCCAAAACUGGCAGCUUUUUAAGACCCAACGUGUGAUUCUGCUGAAGCCACUGUGCCCAGCUUGUUAAACAUCAUUCCUUUCACUUUUACCUGGGAUUCUAAUCCCAGAUUUUCCACUUGCAGUUGCACAUGACUUUCUAGGGCUGGCUUUUAAGAAUAUUUAGAAGCAGUUAGUGUAAGCUGCCCUUUUGAUGAGGUAAGUUUGAGGCAAUGACUUUAAUGCUUUCAAGAGUGCGUGCGAGCUAGCUGUUGAUCUCACCUUGGCGACAUUAUCUUAUGGUGUGUCUGUGUGCGUGUGUGUGUGUGUCACAAAAGAUCAAAAGGGGCAGGUUGCUUAACCUGCUGACUUGUCUAAGCGAGACAAAGCGCCUGACAAAAGGAGGCAGAGAAAGACAGAGAGCUACUCCCUUCAUUAUGUCCCCCCUCUCCUCCUCCCCGAACAGUGUUCUUAAGAUCCGGGAGUCCUGAGAGAGUGAGCCGGACACAUUUCUCACUGAAGGACGGGCUAGGCCCUGUAUGUCUCAGAGUCUCAAAGCACCAGCCAAGGGCUCUAAAGCACUACAAACAAAAGAGAAAGGAAAGGACACUUUUAUCUGAUGCACAGAUUAUUAUCGCUCCCCAUCCUCCACCCUUCCUGCAACCCCGCCCUAAAGUUAGAGUUCCUGCGCCUAAAAAGAUUAAUUCAGGAUAAUGAAGACUUAUGUGCAAAAAGGAUUAGCAAGACCUUAAUACCACGUUGAAAAUAUUUUUGUCAAGUUUUUCUUCUCUGGGGAUCGUUUGAUUUUAAGGAUGACAUUAUUGAAAUACAUAUAUAGCCUUUUUUAAGAAUUGUAAAAGAUAAAUCUAUGGGAAAAAAUAUAUACAAAAGUUCCUUGAAAGCACUGUUGUUAAAUUGUUUCAUAAAAUAAAUCUUGAGGGUAUUUUUAGUGACGGCUUUGUUUAAAUCUGUAUUCUGACUAAGUGAGUUGUUGGUAGAUUAGGAGCAAUAGUUGUAGGUUUUUUGUUUUUUUUGCAGAUUUUGUGACCAGUUUUUUCUUUUGGUUUCUUUACCUUUUUUUGUAUUGUGCUGAAUGACUGUCUUCUCAAGAUCAGAAAACUAAACGUGGAAUCUGUUUCAGAGUAUGAAAUGUUGUUGCUUCUGUAAAUACUGUCAGGAUGAAACAAAGAAUAGCUGUACAGUUUUUCUAUUAUCACUCUGAGUGCUAAAGAAGGGUGAGAGUGGUUUGAAAAAAAAGAAAAGUGAAAAAAAAGAGCGAUGACCCGCUCUCACCAACCGGACUCAUAACCACUCUUCCAAAAACCCACAGAGGAGGAGAGGGUUUUCUUUUUUUCCCCCCCUGCCAUGCCUUUAACGGGGGCCUGUUUCCCGUCGGCAGUGCCCUUGAAGUUGCACCAGCAUCCGUUUCUUUAACUUUCGCUGACAGAACGAUGCAUUAGACUAGCGGUCGGGUAAUGAUGAUGUCACAGAGCGGCCCGUUGGCGGGACCCAGGUCUCGUCCAAAAAACGAGGGCAGACUGCCUCCGGCGUAUAGCUCUAGAUUUGACCCAGGAGAGAGAGAGACAGGAACUCAUUGUCAUCAGAAGACUAGUGUCAUGGAGGGGGCACAUGUUGUACAGUAACAGUUUAAAAAGAGAAGUGAUUUAUACCCUUUUUUACCGGGUUCAAACGGUCGGGAAAAGUUUGGACUUUUGUGGAAUUUCUGUACGCUUUGCAUUUUGCGUGUGUAGAUGUAUAUGAGUGUGUGUCUGUGUGAGAGAAAAGACCGAUUAUGAGAACCUGUGAACCAGUGAGUGACACAAUUCUCAACACUGUGGCCCCUCCCCCACCCCUGGGAUUACCAUCCUGACAUGUAAAUGAUUCUCAUUAAGCGUUGGCAACGUGUGUUUGGUGUGCGUGCGUGUGUGUGUGUGUGUGUGUGUGUGUGUUGCGACAAUUUCCUCUGAUCUGUUUUCUGACCUGUUUGAAAGGGUUAUUUGUUUCUCAAUGCUUUCAGUAGUCUUUUUUUAUUAUUAUUACAUUGCUCCUCUUUUUUUUGUAAAUAUCAAUGAUGUGGACUUACAGUGAUAAAUACUGCCUUUGUGUAACUUAGCAAUAUGUUAUGUAAAUAGUGUUUUGUUGAUGCUUUUUGUAUGACAUUAUUAUUCAAUGCUAGUGCAGUAAUUCCAACUGGAACAGCCAUGUUUCAAUUACAGCCUGAAUAGUUACACAGGUUGUAAAAUAAAACUCAUGACAUGGCUGUUUUUUUUCUGUUAUUGGUGUCUAUUUGUCUUGCAGAUUUUGUGUAAUUUAUUGGUUUAAUUUAUCCUAAUUUAUUUGAUGUUGUUUUCUUUUGUUUUUCAAACAGGGAAGGCUGUACUGCAUUUCAUUAAGUAGAACCAAUUUAAAAGAUUUUAAUCCUUAUCUACCUAAAAUUGAAUUAAAAUUGUAUUCUAGCGGGCUCAUUCAAUUGAGAUAAAUGAUAAAAUGGAAAUCUUGGCAGCUAAACGGAACUGGACAGUUUUGAAGAAAAAAAAAGGUUGUUUUGUUUUGUUCCGGGAUGGGGCCGAGGGUGAGCUAGAAAGCUGACACUAAGUUUGAAGCAGUUUUGUAUUUUCUCUUGAGAUUUUUUCCCCUGUAUUGCUUUGGCCCAGCCCAAAAACAACCAGUAGUCAAAUUGCCUUUCGUGCCUUCACCCUCUAUGAACUGAAUGUAUGUGCAGUAUAUAUGCAAGCUUGUGCAAAAUGAAUAAAAAAUGGAAAUAAAAAUGAAAAAAUGUAGAAAACAUCUGCUGUUUGUGGUUUAUUUAUAUGACUUUCUACAAGGUACAUGCACAAAAAACUGUGUGUGUGUGUGUGUGUGUGUGUGUGUGUGUGUGUGUGUGUGAGAGUGAGAUGAUUGAUAGAUCAUUAAUAGAAAGAAAGUAAUUUGAAUGAUAUAAAGAUACGGUAUUACCUGAUAUAUCCUAUCUUUUUACUCAACUUUUUUUACUUACAGUACAACUGCAUCACUGACUACAGUUUAUGUAUUUACUGUACAGUUAUUUUGUCUCGUUUGAGUGAAUCUGCGCCGCUCUGCUCUCUGAGUGAUUCAAUGCAGUAAUGAGGGGUGUGUGGGGGGGGACAGCGGAGCAGCAACCUCCCAGCCGAGUUUUCCUUACAGAUGAACAAUCGCCAGGUAC
Anarrhichthys ocellatus (wolf-eel) is the source of this 8210-nucleotide messenger RNA. RefSeq names its product prospero homeobox 1a (gene prox1a). Bases 572 to 3133 code for a protein of 853 amino acids. The transcript has 6 exons. Gene Ontology annotation, cellular component: nucleus. Lineage: Eukaryota; Metazoa; Chordata; Actinopteri; Perciformes; Anarhichadidae. Gene Ontology annotation, biological process: regulation of transcription by RNA polymerase II. Gene Ontology annotation, molecular function: DNA-binding transcription factor activity, RNA polymerase II-specific; RNA polymerase II cis-regulatory region sequence-specific DNA binding. The record is from RefSeq and is a predicted model, not a curated record.